AAGAAAGAAUUCAGAGAAAAACACAAAUACACACUUCCAACCAAAAGCUCUAUAUGGCAACUACUUCCACUCUAUUCAUUCAAGAAUUUGCUGAGAACUUCCACUAGUCAAGAAGACUACUUCUAAUACCAACUACAAUACCACCCCGAGGCCACCAUGGCACCGCCACCGGCGGCCGAAAUCAGCCACGUCAACACAUUUGAUGCAAAUGUUAUUAUGGUCUUGUCAGUACUUGUAUGUGCCUUGAUUUGUUUACUUGCCUUGAAUUCUAUCAUAAAGCGUGCAUUAAGAUGCUCCAACUUGGUAUCAGCGUCAAACUCAUCCUCAAACUAUAGAAAUCCUUCAGCAUCAAAGCUAGCUAAUACCGGAAUCAAGAAAAAAGCCCUCAAGACAUUCCUAGUUAUAACUUACACUACCGAACUGAAACAUCCAGGGGUUGACACUGAGUGUGUAAUUUGCUUAUCAGAUUUUGUUGCUGGAGAGAAAGUUAGGGUUUUGCCUAAGUGCAACCAUGGGUUCCACGUCCGAUGUAUCGAUAAAUGGCUAAAUUCACACUCUUCUUGCCCUACUUGUAGGCAUUACCUAAUUGAAACUUGUCAAAAAAUUGUUAAUGGUGGUAGUUCUUCUACUACAAGGUCAAUUGCAAACCCUCAUAUAGUUAGCAAUACCUCAUCAACAGUACCAGUCCAAGAAAUUAUUAUAAGAAUUGAACCUCUCCAACGUGAAGGUGUGGUGUCUAACAAUCAAAUUUAGGUAGAAAAAUAGGAGUAAUAUUGAUUGAUAUGUAUCACACACUCAAUUAGAAGCUUAGGUUUUUAGUUAAUUGUUUAGUUGUUUUUUUUUCCUUGUUGGGAGAGUUUUAGCGAGCUAGAGGUAGCAUGAGGCCAACGACAGUGUAGUCUUCAAAUGAUAAAUUAGUCUUGCAAGUGUACAAAGAAAUUAAAUUUUAUUCCGUUUCUUUUG
Molecule: messenger RNA, 963 nt
Organism: Nicotiana tabacum (common tobacco)
Lineage: Eukaryota; Viridiplantae; Streptophyta; Magnoliopsida; Solanales; Solanaceae
Source: RefSeq, a predicted model, not a curated record